Mitosporidium daphniae is the source of this 630-nucleotide messenger RNA. RefSeq lists its product as uncharacterized. The record is from RefSeq and is a predicted model, not a curated record. Gene Ontology annotation, cellular component: nucleotide-excision repair factor 1 complex; ERCC4-ERCC1 complex; nucleus. Gene Ontology annotation, biological process: nucleotide-excision repair; UV-damage excision repair; meiotic mismatch repair. Bases 1 to 630 code for a protein of 209 amino acids. Gene Ontology annotation, molecular function: damaged DNA binding; single-stranded DNA binding. The transcript has 4 exons. NCBI's taxonomy places the organism in Eukaryota, Fungi, Microsporidia.
AUGUCUCUGACAAUUAGCAAGGGGAAUCCCAUCCUUAAAUACCUUGUCAACAUACCCUAUACGUUUUCAGAUAUAUCUUCGGACUACACAAUUGGCGACAAAAGUUGUAUCCUGUAUUUAAGCUUAAAAUUCCAUGCUUUGUAUCCGGAUUAUAUCCACUCAAGAUUCAAGGAAAACGGCGGCCUCAAUUUUACAUCGAGAUACCUUUUGUGCUGCGUUGAUGUGGUAUUAUGGUGGGCUCUCACUUUAUCUAAGGAUGAUCCCAAAUUUUCAAUUGUUGAAUUAACAGAAUUCUGUGUGGUCCAAGAUUGGACGAUUAUCCUGGCAUGGAGUCAUCAGGAGUGUGCACGCUACAUUGAGACUUUUAAACGAUAUCAGCAUAAAUCCGCGGAUCGGAUUAAAGAAAAGGUCAAAACCGACAACCUUUCUAGGGCAAUGCAAUUUCUCACCAGAAUCAAGGGCAUCAACAACACAGAUGCUAUGAACCUAAUUACUCAUUUUGGCUCUAUUAAUGGAAUUGCAAAGGCUACUCGCGAAGAGCUCCUUCAAAUUCCAGGCUUCGGGCUGAAAAAGGUUAGCACCAUCUUAGCGGAUGUUAUUGAUAGAUUAAUUAUCUAUUCGAAACAUUAG